CUAGUUUUUGAAACAAAUGUCUUGUUAACAAACUAUAGUUUUGGUAAGUCGGUUAGGACAUCUACUUUGUGCAUGACACAAGUAAUUUUUCCAACAACUGUUUACAGACAGAUUAUUUCACUUAUAAUUCACUGUAUCACAAUUCCAGUGGGUUAGAAGUUUAUAUACACUAAGUUGACUGCGCCUUUAAACAGCUUGGAAAAUUCCAGAAAAUUAUGUCAUGGCUUUAGAAGCUUCUGAUAGGCGAACUGACAUCAUUUGAGGUGUACCUGUGGAUGUAUUCUAAGGCCUACCAUCAAACUCAGUGUUUCUUUCCUUGACAUCAUGGAAAAAUCAAAAGUUAUCAGCCAAGACCUCAGAAAAUAAAUUGUAGACCUCCACAAGUCUGGUUCAUCCUUGGGCGCAAUUUCCAAACGCCUGAAGGUACCACGUUCAUCUAUACAAACAAUAGUACGCAAGUAUAAACACCAUGGGACCAUGCAGCCGUCAUACCGCUCAGGAAGGAGACGUGUUCUGUCUCCUAGAGAUGAACGUACUUUGAUGUGAAAAGUGCAAAUCAAUCCCAGAACAGCAGCAAAGGACCUUGUGAAGAUGCUGGAGGAAACAGGUACAAAAGUAUCAAUAUCCACAGUAAAACGAGUCCUAUAUCGACAUAACCUGAAAGGCUGCUUAGCAAGGAAGAAGCCACUGCUCCAAAACCGCCAUAAAAAAGCCAGACUACGGUUUGCAACUGCACAUGAGGACAAAGAUUGUACUUUUUGGAGAAAUGUCCUCUGGUCUGAUGAAACAAAAAUAGAACUGUUUGGCCAUAAUGACCAUCAUUAUAUUUGGAGGAAAAGGGGGGGAGGCUUGCAAGCCAAAGAACACCAUCCCAACCGUGAAGCACGGGGGUGGCAGCAUCUUGUUGUGGGGAUGCUUUGCUGCAGGAGGGACUGGUACACGUCACAAAAUAGAUGGCAUCAUGAGGUAGGAAAAUUAUGUGGAUAUAUUGAAGCAACAUCUCAAGACAUCCGUCAGGAAGUUAAAGCUUGGUCCAUAUUGGGUCUUCCAAAUGGACAAUGACCCCAAGAAUACUUCCGAAGUUGUGGCAAAAUGGCUUAAGGACAACAAAGUCAAGGUAUUGGAGUGGUCAUCACAAAGCCCUGACCUCCAUCCUAUAGAAAAUGUGUGGGUAGAACUGAAAAAGUGUGUGCGAGCCUGGAAGCCUACAAACCUGACUCGGUUACACCAGCUCUGUCAGCUUGUGGAAGGCUACCUGAAAAGUUUGACCCAAGUUAAACAAUUUAAAGGCAAUGCUACCAAAUACUAAUUGAGUGUAUGUAAACUUCUGACCCACUCGGAAUGUGAUGAAAGAAAUAAAAGCUGAAAUAAAUAAUUCUCUCUACUAUUAUUCUGACUUCAACUGUAUGUGUGCAUGUAUAUAUGCAUGUUCCUGUGUGUGUGUAGUCAAGGGGAAGGCAAAGAAGGCCAAGCGGGCGUGUGCUGUGGAGCCACUGCAGGAAGGGGAGGAGCUUUGUGACACAACUGGCAGGAAAUGGAGGCUGGCAAAACUGUUGAGUCAGAGCGAUGCAGAGAUGUUCUAUGGAGUCCAGCAGAAUGGGCAAGGUGCCAAUUCCAGUGACUACAAGCACAUCCUCAAACUAGGGGCUAAGGACGGGAAGAUGUUUAAUGAGCUGAACUUCCUGCAGAGAGCUGCCAAGCCCUCAUCUGUGGACAAGUGGAUAAAGCAUGCCAAGAUGGACUUCCUUGGGAUUCCUUCCUGUGUAGGAUUUGGUCUCCAUGCAGACUCCUACAGGUUUUUGAUUUUCUCCAGCAUGGGCCAGAGUCUUCAGUCUUUCAUGGAGGAGGGGGAGGGGCUCCUGUCUGAGAAAGCGGUCCUUCAGCUGGCCUGCAGAGUACUGGAUGUGUUGGAGUUCAUCCAUGAAAAUGAGUAUGUUCACGCAGACAUCCAUGCUGAAAACAUCUACAUCAGCCCAGCACAACAAACACAGGUAUACCUUGCAGGGUACUGCCAUGCUUUCCGCUACUGUCCUGGUGGCCGGCAUGUGGAGUACCGUGAGGGCAGCCGAACACCACAUGAAGGAGCCAUUGAUUUUAUAAGCCUGGAGUCUCACAAGGGAGCAGGUCCGUCUCGGCGUAGUGACCUACAGGCUUUGGGUUACUGCAUGUUGCGCUGGUACACAGGGGCACUGCCAUGGACCUCCCUCACACACACUCCAGCCCGCGUUGCUACUGAGAAGGAGAGGUACAUGGAGGAUGUUCCAGGUCUCCUGAGUCACUGCUUCGGACAGAAGAAAGUCUUGAGUGCUCUGCAGGUGUACCUGUCUCAGGUGAUGGCUCUGCAGUACUCUGACCAACCGGACUACAGGGCUCUGAGGGCUGGCCUUAGUGCAGCUCUGCAGAAGCUGGGAGGGUCACUGGAGCAACCCCUUGACCUGCAGAUGAAAGCGAUAGGAGGAAGAUGAUACUUCGGGAUGAAAAUUCACUAAUGGGAUUUUUAGCCAACUGUUUUUAAAAUGCUGACUUCAUGACUAUGUGGUGUGAGUCCUGCUGUGGUUUUAUUAUGUUGGACUGCACUCAAGGAGGAGCGUGUGAAGGUGCAUUUCAUUAAGUUCACUGGAGGUGCAGUGCACAGACACUCAUGGUUAUGCCAGGUUAGUGAGCACUGCUGUACUGUGUUAUUGACAGCAGUGGUUGGUGCUGUGGCAGUGAGUGGGUAGUUCAUGUUUAACCUAUGAAAUAAUAGUUUAAAACAAGGAACCUUUGGUCAGGUGGUAAUGAUUGUAAGUGCAAAAUUUCCACUGUUCCAGUUACUGAUGUACGAUAUGCAUUUUACUUUUUGUGUUGUUUUGAUCACAGGAUAAUACUUUGUUAUUAAAGAGCUUUUAUUAAUUCAA
Messenger RNA from Salmo salar (Atlantic salmon), 2897 nucleotides. It is a transcript of the gene vrk3, whose product is annotated as VRK serine/threonine kinase 3. Gene Ontology annotation, molecular function: protein kinase activity; ATP binding. NCBI's taxonomy places the organism in Eukaryota, Metazoa, Chordata, Actinopteri, Salmoniformes, Salmonidae. The record is from RefSeq and is marked validated. Gene Ontology annotation, biological process: protein phosphorylation.